AUUCUUUCUUAUCUUAAUAUACACGCAAAGGAAAGGGAAAUUUUUUUUUGAGGAAGCGCAGCAGCAGCAGCUAUACCACGUUGCUUGAAGAAACUGAUAAAAAGCGCUGCCGUUGUGUCUUUCAGUCUUCGUUGGAUCAUCUUCACAAUCACAUCAUCAGAACACAAAGAAGAGAAGAGACCCUUCAUCUUGUUAUUCCACUCGGGCUAGGCCAAUUUUCCCUCUAACAGUCAAUUUUCAUUCAGAUUCGUAAAUUUCUCGAUUAGAUCACGAGGUGUUGGUGUGAUUGUUUGUACCUUCUGGUGGUGGAGCUUGUUGGAAAUUGGAGAUGAGUCAGAGGGGUUUAAUAUAUAGCUUUGUUGCCAAAGGAACUGUUGUUUUAGCAGAGCACACGCAAUAUACGGGGAAUUUCAGUACCAUUGCUGUUCAGUGCCUGCAGAAACUGCCUUCAAAUAGCAGCAAAUACACAUAUUCCUGUGAUGGUCACACCUUUAAUUUCCUCCUAGACACUGGAUUUGUUUUCCUUGUUGUUGCUGAUGAAUCGGCUGGUAGGAGUGUUCCUUUUGUAUUUCUUGAACGGGUGAAGGAUGACUUUAUGAAGCGCUAUGGUGCUAGCAUUAAGAAUGAAGGUGCCCAUCCACUCGCCGAUGAUGAUGACGAUGACGAUUUGUUUGAGGACAGAUUUAGCAUAGCAUAUAAUCUUGAUAGAGAAUUUGGACCAGCACUCAAGGAGCAUAUGCAGUAUUGCAUGAACCAUCCAGAAGAAAUGAGUAAACUAUCAAAAUUGAAGGCUCAAAUAACUGAGGUCAAGGGGAUAAUGAUGGACAAUAUUGAGAAGGUUUUGGAUCGUGGGGAGAAGAUUGAACUGUUGGUGGACAAAACGGAAAACUUGCAGUUCCAGGCUGACAGCUUCCAGAGGCAGGGCAGGCAGCUGAGAAGGAAGAUGUGGCUGCAGAAUCUCCAAAUGAAGCUGAUGGUGGGAGGAGGAAUCCUUAUCUUAAUUAUAAUUCUGUGGGUUAUUGCUUGUCGGGGUUUCAAAUGUUGAUAGAGCCAUAAGAAGUUUAAGCCUGUAUAAGGCAAGAGAUGCUCAAAAUGAUAUACUACGUGUACAUGAAAUUUGGCACUGGAAUUUAUGAUCACUGUCAUAGACUGUAAUUAACCUUGUGGUGAGCUGCUAGUUAUUUUGAACCAAGCUCUUAAUUUAGAUGACAUAUCUCGAAUUCUGGAUUGGUUGUGUAUAUCAUGACAAUGUUUUUACCAUUAUAUAGACUAUUGCCACUU
Molecule: messenger RNA, 1281 nt
Organism: Glycine soja
Lineage: Eukaryota; Viridiplantae; Streptophyta; Magnoliopsida; Fabales; Fabaceae
Product: vesicle-associated membrane protein 727-like
Exons: 6
Coding region: 329-1045 (238 amino acids)
Biological process (GO): vesicle-mediated transport
Cellular component (GO): membrane
Source: RefSeq, a predicted model, not a curated record